This is a messenger RNA of Haliotis rufescens (red abalone), 1749 nucleotides long. Its product is annotated as leucine-rich repeat extensin-like protein 5. Bases 1 to 1749 code for a protein of 582 amino acids. The transcript has a single exon. Lineage: Eukaryota; Metazoa; Mollusca; Gastropoda; Lepetellida; Haliotidae. The record is from RefSeq and is a predicted model, not a curated record.
AUGCCUCUCCCCCACCUGCCAUGCCUCUCCCCCACCUGCCAUGCCUCUCCCCCACCUGCCAUGCCUCUCCCCCACCUGCCAUGCCUCUCCUUCACCUGCCAUGCCUCUCCCCCACCUGCCAUGCCUCUCCUCCACAUGCCAUGCCUCUCCCCCACCUGCCAUGCCUCUCCUUCACCUGCCAUGCCUCUCCCCCACCUGCCAUGCCUCUCCUUCACCUGCCAUGCCUCUCCCCCACCUGCCAUGCCUCUCCUCCACCUGCCAUGCCUCUCCCCCACCUGCCAUGCCUCUCCCCCACCUGCCAUACUUCUCCCCCACCUGCCAUGCCUCUCCCCCACCUGCCAUGCCUCUCCCCCACCUGCCAUGCCUCUCCUCCACCUGCCAUGCCUCUCCCCCACCUGCCAUGCCUCUCCCCCACCUGCCAUGCCUCUCCCCCACCUGCCAUGCCUCUCCCCCACCUGCCAUGCCUCUCCCCCACCCCACCUGCCAUGCCUCUCCCCCACCUGCCAUGCCUCUCCCCCACCUGCCAUGCCUCUCCCCCACCUGCCAUGCCUCUCCCCCACCUGCCAUGCCUCUCCCCCACCUGCCAUGCCUCUCCCCCACCUGCCAUGCCUCUCCUCCACCUGCCAUGCCUCUCCCCCACCUGCCAUGCCUCUCCCCCACCUGCCAUGCCUCUCCCCCACCUGCCAUGCCUCUCCCCCACCUGCCAUGCCUCUCCUUCACCUGCCAUGCCUCUCCCCCACCUGCCAUGCCUCUCCUCCACCUGCCAUGCCUCUCCCCCACCUGCCAUGCCUCUCCCCCACCUGCCAUGCCUCUCCCCCACCUGCCAUGCCUCUCCCCCACCUGCCAUGCCUCUCCUUCACCUGCCAUGCCUCUCCCCCACCUGCCAUGCCUCUCCUCCACCUGCCAUGCCUCUCCCCCACCUGCCAUGCCUCUCCCCCACCUGCCAUGCCUCUCCUUCACCUUCCAUGCCUCUCCUUCACCUUCCAUGCCUCUCCCCCACCUGCCAUGCCUCUCCUUCACCUGCCAUGCCUCUCCCCCACCUGCCAUGCCUCUCCCCCACCUGCCAUGCCUCUCCCCCACCUGCCAUGCCUCUCCCCCACCUGCCAUGCCUCUCCCCCACCUGCCAUGCCUCUCCCCCACCUGCCAUGCCUCUCCCCCACCUGCCAUGCCUCUCCUUCACCUGCCAUGCCUCUCCCCCACCUGCCAUGCCUCUCCUCCACCUGCCAUGCCUCUCCCCCACCUGCCAUGCCUCUCCCCCACCUGCCAUGCCUCUCCUCCACCUGCCAUGCCUCUCCUUCACCUUCCAUGCCUCUCCUUCACCUGCCAUGCCUCUCCCCCACCUGCCAUGCCUCUCCUCCACCUGCCAUGCCUCUCCUUCACCUGCCAUGCCUCUCCUUCACCUUCCAUGCCUCUCCCCCACCUGCCAUGCCUCUCCUCCACAUGCCAUACUUCUCCUUCACCUGCCAUGCCUCUCCUUCACCUGCCAUGCCUCUCCCCCACCUGCCAUGCCUCUCCUCCACCUGCCAUGCCUCUCCUUCACCUGCCAUGCCUCUCCUUCACCUUCCAUGCCUCUCCCCCACCUGCCAUGCCUCUCCUCCACAUGCCAUACUUCUCCUUCACCUGCCAUGCCUCUCCUUCACCUUCCAUGCCUCUCCCCCACCUGCCAUGCCUCUCCUCCACCUGCCAUGCCUCUCCUUCACCUGCCAUGCCUCUCCUCCACCUGCCAUGCCUCUCCUUCACCUGCCAUGA